Messenger RNA from Haliotis rubra (blacklip abalone), 2805 nucleotides. RefSeq names its product endosome-associated-trafficking regulator 1-like. The record is from RefSeq and is a predicted model, not a curated record. NCBI's taxonomy places the organism in Eukaryota, Metazoa, Mollusca, Gastropoda, Lepetellida, Haliotidae. The coding region runs from base 261 to 1796 and encodes 511 amino acids. The transcript has 7 exons. Gene Ontology annotation, cellular component: ciliary basal body; early endosome; centrosome. Gene Ontology annotation, biological process: positive regulation of protein localization to cilium; regulation of cytokinesis; positive regulation of cilium assembly.
AUCCAUGCGCACUGCGCGACAGACAAGCAGCGGCCGGACCAGGGGAAACGUCUGUGUAUAAUUGUGCAUGUGUGGGCCGCAGGUGUGUUUCUUACCAAAACGGAUCGAAAUUCAAACGAAGAACUGUGAACGAUAGUAAAAACUAUAUAUUAGCGCUGCAUUCAUAAGGCCGCCAUUGUGCCAUGUUCGUGCGGUGGAGAGUCCAGUAUUAAUUACCGCAUACUACAAGCACUCCGAGUGUUGUAGUAAAACCUUUCAAGAUGGCCUACGUUGUAGGCGAUGUCAACGACAAGUACCGCAUAGAACAUUGUUUGACAAUUCGUGGAAAUGAUGCUAUUAUUGUAAAUGGUUUUAAGUACCGAUCCGGAGGCGCUGGCAAUAAAAGUCACCUGUGGCGUUGUAUAUUGAAGCAAUGCGGUGCCUUCUGCAGGACGAACUUAAGUGCCACUUACAUUCUGAACUACAAAUUUUGUCAUGAACAUCCCGAGACUGCAGUUCGAAAAAAAUCUAAACGAAAGAGGGCGCUUGAAGAUGAGAGCGUCGUACCGUGCAAGCUGUUCAAGAAUAGUUCCACCUGUGGGGAUGAGCAAUUUAAUCAACAGAAAGAUUUCGGCAGAAACUACUCUAGGCCAUCAAACUGCCAAAACGCAUCUCGCUGUUUCAGUGAAACCACACCCCAAGGCAGCGACCAGGAACACUGUCAGCCCGUAGCACGUGUUAAGUUAGAGCCCCAGGCUGCUCCAACGAAAAAAAGCAGCGAUGAAAAUCCAUUUUCGUUUAAGAAAUUUUUAUCUGGCCCUCAAACUAGUGCAAGACCUAAGUCAGGAGCAUCUCCCAGAUCAAGAAAUAAUGCCCCAGACUUUGCAAGUGAUCUCCCAGAUUUUGUACAAGAUCAUUUUCUUGAUGAGUCCCAAAUAAAGAAGGAGCGAAUAGCAAGAAACCCAGAUCUUGAUCUCCCCGAUUUUGCGCUAACUUCCAACAUCGAAGAAAAUGUAAGUGCCUCUGGUCAGAACAGUGGGGACCUCCCUGAUAUUGGUGGCAGUGGUAUAGAAAACGGAGACCAUCAUUCGGAUAAUAGUGAUGAGGAGUCGACAAGGAACAGGCCUACCAUGCCGUCUAGUAUAUCUAGUCUUCCAGACUUCUUGUCCGAUGGAGCAGUGAACAAUACAGAGCUGUUUAAUGGUCAUAGUGGUGGAGGGACCGAAGCUUCUGUGCAUAGUACCCAGAGAGGAGUGCGGGAUGUGUCAUCCUUGGAGGUUCAUGGAGACUUGGAACUGGAGAACAGAAGAUUAAGAGAAGAGAAUCAAAAGUUGAAAACAAUAGUGGAGGAUACCAAAAAGUUAGCUGUGAAAGAAUCAGAGAGAGUGUCUGAGCUGCUGAAACAGAUGGAGAGGCAGCAGAAGAAGGAGGCUGAGGAGACGGCGGUGAUGGAGCGAGCCGUGCAGCAGGUGGAGGCCAACCUCGUCACUACAACGCAAAGAGCAGUAAAGGCUGAAAACACAGUAGCAAAGUUACGACAAGAAGUGAAGACAUUGCAGAACAAGAUAUCAGCUCUUCAGACUGACAGGGACUCUUCUAACGCUGAAGAUGGUUUGUCUGCUAUCCUGGAGAGAACUAAGUACUCUUCCGACCAGCUGGCGUCUGCUGCCGACACAGGAGAACAGGCCAUCAAACAACUCAUGACGGGAGUAGACAAGCUCCGCCUCUUGUCCCAAGUCCUAGCGUCCAUCGACAAGAUAACAGAUGUCCCCGAUGAAGAGAAUGCUGAGUCAGCGCAGUCCUCCCACAACACAUGACGUCACGCAGCGUGCCAACACACACGCUGGUUGACGUUGAGAUAUAAUGCACAACAUUGUCAAGGGUAGCUGUUUCCUUUCCUCAUUGCAAUGCUGGGGUAGCCCAAUGGGUGUGGUGCUCAAUGAUCAGUCCUGGGUUCAACUCCCUUCAUGGGUACAUGCUGUGAUAUUGCUUGAAAUGUUGGUUAUAGUAACUGUACUUGGUGUUGUGCUUAUUGUAGCUUAACAUCUUUAGUACAGUGAAAAGUGUUUUAAAGAAUGUCGGGGAAUUUUUUCAACCAGUGUCAAAAGUGUUUGCCUUUAUCCUGAACCUGGCUUUUUUUAGAGUGGUAUUUUAUGAACUAUAAUUAGCUGAAUUUCCAAGCAUAACCUACAGCAAAUAUGAUAGUGAGCUGUAACUAUGCAUUAUUACCAUCAACUGGUUCCACAAUAUUGCUGAUUGUGCAUAUUUUGGUGGAGGAGAGGGUGAGUCAAUAAAUUGAGAGAUGUGGAACUGUCUCAUGUAUUGUCAUUAAAGCUUGAAACUGAUGGAUACCAGCUACUGGGACAAUACAAAACCUCAUGCCCCCCUUUAAUUGAUAAAUUUCUGUUGUUGUUGAAUACCUCUCUGGUUUUAAGUUUGCUUGUCAUAGAUCUCAGGUUCAGGUCCCGAGAAGGGCACAUCGUUUAACAUUGUUCAAGGUGCUACUUCCAUUAUUUGGCUAGUAGGAUACUGCAAGCAGCAUAUCACACUCUCAGUAGACGGUGGAUCAUUUGGUGCCGUAUUUACCAUAUUAGGCGCCUGAUCCAGUAGAAACCCCACCAACAACUAUGUGUGAAAAUGUCUGAAGUAAAUGUCGGUACUGAAUUCUAAAUUGGAAUAAAGUCAUGAUAUUAUAUUGUAAACUAAUCUUAUAUCUCUGUGGAGGUUAUUUGCAUUUCACUGACAAUACCAUGUAACCAAAAGGAGGCUGUAAUGUUUAGUUUUUGCAUUGUAUCAAAUAUUAGAAUGCCUAUCAGUUUAAGAAAA